Pocillopora meandrina is the source of this 363-nucleotide messenger RNA. NCBI's taxonomy places the organism in Eukaryota, Metazoa, Cnidaria, Anthozoa, Scleractinia, Pocilloporidae. The record is from the annotation of a GenBank genome assembly.
AUGACACAGAAUGGCAGAAACCUCAAAACUAGACUGACUGAACACAAACAAGCGUUGAGAAAAGGCGAUGUCAACAAUCACAUUGCUAAACUUCACCGACUUACGAACCACACUAUUGACUGGGACUCUGCGCAAUGCCUAACCUACAGCACUGACUACUUUCAACGGCUGACCUUAGAAAGCUGGUUUACCAACUUGGAACAGACUUCCCUCAACAGAUAUCAAUCACUACCGGCACCAUACAAACGACUCAUUCACGACAUUAACAUCACAAACGAACGAACGGAACGACCUAACUUCACUAACGGAUCGAGACCGACCAAUCACGACCGACCUACGCCACUUGAGUCUCAAAGCCAAUAA